Molecule: messenger RNA, 465 nt
Organism: Corticium candelabrum
Lineage: Eukaryota; Metazoa; Porifera; Homoscleromorpha; Homosclerophorida; Plakinidae
Exons: 3
Coding region: 3-371 (122 amino acids)
Biological process (GO): regulation of mitotic cell cycle spindle assembly checkpoint
Cellular component (GO): anaphase-promoting complex
Source: RefSeq, a predicted model, not a curated record
GUAUGGCAAGGUUUGAAUGGCCGAGUUUCUUUCCAUCGCUUUCUCCAAGUUUAGUCGAUAUGCCGUGGCUUAUAAAAUGGAAUGAUACUUGCUCAGAAGUAACGGUUGCCGAGCAGGAGAAGGAAUACACAGCAAUGUGUGAUGCUUUAGCUAAUCAAGGUCAUGACGACAUUCCCAUUGGACAGACUCGGAGUGGUGCAGACACUCCUGAAACAUACAGUAUAACAGGAGAGGCUGAUGAGGAAAUCAAUGGUGAAGAAGACACCGAUGUUGAAAUAGAUGACGAUAUUGCAGACUUUGAUGUCGAGUCUGAUGACGAUGUGGAGGUGGCCAUGACAGAUGGGGUUAUUAAUGAACUACCCCCUUGGUAACUCAGAAGUUAAUAUCAACCCGCAAAGAGGGCAAUGCUCCAGAUGCAACAUUUUUAAUACAGAAACUACAAUAGAAAUUUUAAAAAUAAUUGAG